Molecule: messenger RNA, 737 nt
Organism: Daucus carota subsp. sativus
Lineage: Eukaryota; Viridiplantae; Streptophyta; Magnoliopsida; Apiales; Apiaceae
Exons: 4
Coding region: 157-594 (145 amino acids)
Cellular component (GO): endoplasmic reticulum; nuclear envelope; membrane
Molecular function (GO): glutathione transferase activity; glutathione peroxidase activity
Source: RefSeq, a predicted model, not a curated record
AAAAUAAACAUAGAACAUCAAGAGUCAAUGGACUUGAUCUAUGUACCAUAGCAUGUAGGAUAGGAGUUCAAGCUAACACACUGACACUUUGUUACUAGUAUCUUUUACUAAAUUUACAGAUAUAAAACAACUUGGCAUACUCUGAAGAAGAAAAGGAUGACCGGAUUAGAAAUGCUACCAAAAGAGUAUGGAUAUGUGGUUCUGAUUGUUGCUCUCUCUGGAAUUCUCAACCUUUGGAUGGUCUAUCAAGUCGUCAAAGCUCGCAUUAAGUACAAUGUUCGGUUACCUAGACUAUAUGCUUUAGAAUCUGAAAAUAAGGAUGCCAAACUUUUCAACUGUAUUCAGAGAGGUCACCAGAACACACUGGAAUGGAUGCCCUUAUUCUUAAUGUUAAUGGCAAUGGGAGGGAUAAAGCAUCCUAUUAUGUCUUCUGUGUUUGGCUUUAUUUACGUGGUUGCUCGUUUUUUCUAUUUCAACGGCUACUCCACUGGCCAUCCUCAGAAGCGUCUUACUGUUGGAGUUUAUAAUUACAUGGCCCUGGUGGGGCUUCUUCUGUGCACCAUUUCUUGCGGACUGGGUUUCCUUCUUGCCUAAAGAAAGAUGCUUGCUCCACAAAAGACUACCCAGCCAACUUGUCAUCUUGUUUUUUACCGUCUAUUUUUAAAAUCAUGUCUAUGAUUUUUGUAACCGUAAAUUAUUGUAAUUGUAGAUUUUCGAAAUAAAAUAUUAUAAAUAAA